Messenger RNA from Aureobasidium uvarum, 957 nucleotides. The record is from the annotation of a GenBank genome assembly. Lineage: Eukaryota; Fungi; Ascomycota; Dothideomycetes; Dothideales; Saccotheciaceae.
AUGAAGACUGUAGCAUUGGCCGGAGCGACGACUGGCUUUGGUCUGACUGUUCUUGAUCAUUUUCUUAAGUCGUCACACCCAUACACCUUGGUCCUUCUCACACGCUCACCACAACCACAACUCUCAGCCCAGGGCAUUGAUGUCAGACCCGUCGAUUACUCGGACCACAAAUCUCUAGUCUCGGCUCUCCACGGUGUGCACACUAUUCUCUCUUUCAUUGGCGGCAGUGCAUCUGCCCUUCAGAACGCUCAGCUUUCCCUCCUUUCUGCAGCAAAAGAAGCGGGUGUUACUCGUUUCGCUCCCUCGGAGUAUGCGGGAAAAGGCUACGACGGUGUAGACCUCUACGCAGGCAAAGCCAUCGUCUGGGAUGCUGUGCGAAAAAGUGGGCUCCAGUAUACCCGCUUCGACUGCGGUAUCUUCAUGAACACCUUCGCAACAGGAACACCAUAUGGCGAAUCUGAAGCCCUGGCCAACCUCCGUCCCUGGAACUUCGUUAUCAACAUGAAAGCUGGCACGGCAGAGCUCCCGGCUUCGGGCGACGACAAAAUCGUCUUUACAGAGAUGAACGAUGUGGCUCGAUUUGUGAUUGCUUCUCUUGAGCUGCAAAUCUGGCCAGGAGUGUCAGGCAUGAGAGGCGAUGUCAAGACGUAUCGCGAGGUCAUUGCCAUUGCGGAAAGAGUGCAGCGUAGGAAGUUUCUGGUUAGAGAGGAUAGUGUAAGCGCUAUGGAGAAGCAGAUGAAGGAGGUUCCGGAGACAAGUUUCUACAACCAGGUCAGGAUUGCUUUGACGAAAGGGUGGGGACUCGUAGGCGACGAGUUGAAUAAAGCGUUUCCUAACUUCGAACUUACGGGUGUGGAAGAGUACAUGAGCAAAUGGUGGGAAGGCGUCGAAUUGGAGGAGGCGAGCUGGGGAAGUGCGAACAAAACCUUUGCAUUUGAUUAUCGGCAGAACGAUUGA